ACCUGUCGCUAAAGGCACAUAUUCCCAUUCCACUUCCUCGAUCUUCCAUAUCACACCUUACAUUUCGAGUGUGUCAAAAACUCAUGGAAAGACACUACCACGAAAAUUAGUUCAAUCCAAAACCAAAGACUAGUAGUUGAAUCUCCGCAUAAAUCCGCACCACACUAACCCAGUAAAACAUUCUCCAUCUAUCACUCACCCACCACCAACACCACUCUCUCUACCAUUUCUUCAAUGGCCGCUGCCGGCGAUCACUCCGACGUCGAACACGUCUUCCGCUUCUUCCGCGUCCACAAAGACGGCACCAUCCACCGAACCCAUCAAUCCUUCGACAAAAUCCCAGCCGCCGACGACCUAACCACCGGCGUCCGCUCCAAAGACGUCACCAUCUCCACCGACCCACCAGUCUCCGCCCGCAUCUUCGUCCCCAAAUCCGCCGACCCGACCCGAAAACUCCCCCUCCUCUUCUACGUCCACGGCGGCGGCUUCUGCAUGCAGUCCGCCUUCUCCUCCAGAUACCACGGCUACGUCUCCACCAUCUGCUCUUCCGCCGACGUCAUCGCCGUCUCGGUCGAGUACGGACUCUUCCCGACCCGGCCCAUACCCGCUUGCUACGAGGACUCCUGGGCCGCUCUCCAAUGGGUCGCGGCUCACGCGAACGGAACCGGGUCGGAUCAAUGGCUAAACGAGUACGCCGACUUGAACCGCGUGUUCAUCGGCGGGGAAAGCGCGGGAGGGAACAUAACACACACUCUGGUGUCCCGGGUCGGAUCCGUCGGGUUACCCGGAGUGAAAGUGGUGGGGGCGAUUCUAUCGCAUCCCUACUUCGGCGGGACCGAUGAUGAUAAGAUGUGGCUUUACAUGAACAAGGAGAAUGAAGGGUUGCAGGAUAGGAGGCUGAAGCCGGCCGCGGAGGAUCUGAGGCGGCUCGGGUGUGAGAAGGUGCUGGUGUUUGUGGCGGAGCUGGAUCAUUUGAACGGAGUGGGGAAGAGUUAUGUGGAGGAGCUGAAGAAGAGUGGGUGGAAAGGGAGUGUGGAGAUGAAGGAGAAUAAGGGGAAGGACCAUUGCUUUCAUUUGCAUGACACAAAGGAUGAGCAGGCUGUGGAUUUGGUGAAGACAGUAUGUUCUUUCAUUAAUUCAUAGGUUGAUUUCAGAGUUGUCAGCAUUAUACAUGUACUACUGUCUUGUUUCUCCUUGACAAAUAAUAAGGAUUAUGAGAGAUUUGGGGACAUAAUACUUUCCCAGGCUCAUCUACUUAUAGCAACCAAAGGAAGUUUGGAUCGAUUCAAACUUUUGAUCGAGUUUGGAAUCAAUCGGUAACUUAUGUUUAUUCAUGGAGAACUUAAAUUCGAGAUCUUACUGUUUA
This is a messenger RNA of Rosa chinensis, 1366 nucleotides long. Its product is annotated as 2-hydroxyisoflavanone dehydratase. The record is from RefSeq and is a predicted model, not a curated record. NCBI's taxonomy places the organism in Eukaryota, Viridiplantae, Streptophyta, Magnoliopsida, Rosales, Rosaceae. Gene Ontology annotation, molecular function: hydrolase activity. The coding region runs from base 235 to 1143 and encodes 302 amino acids. The transcript has a single exon.